Mycena citricolor is the source of this 603-nucleotide messenger RNA. Lineage: Eukaryota; Fungi; Basidiomycota; Agaricomycetes; Agaricales; Mycenaceae. The record is from the annotation of a GenBank genome assembly.
AUGAGCAUGGAAGACCACGACCAGCAGCGGCUGUCCGCUCUGGAGACCAGCAUAACAAAUAUCGAAGCCGUGCUCACCCGGCUCAUCACCCAACAACAACAACCGCCCCCUGCCCCUGCCCCUGCUCCAGCUCCGGCAGCGGGUCCAGGUGUUUCUGCUGGCGCUAACUCUGCGCGCCCUCUCAUCCAUCCAAACCCCCCUUUCGUCUUUGAUGGGGAUCGCACCCUGGGCAAGAGCUUCUUGCACUCCGUGAAGCAGUACUGGCGGCUGCUUCCCAAAGCGUUCUUCGAGAGCAGGGUAGUCUCGGAGGAAAAGGUAGUCUGUUUUGCCCUGUCCUACAUGUCCAAGGACUCUGCAGCUUCCUGGUCCGAGCGCAUGUCCGAGCGCACCCCGUUCCCCUUCCCCACUUGGACUCUCUUUGUCACCGAGUUCAAGCUCCGAUUCGUCGAGGAGAACGAGCAAGACCACGCCCUGGCGCGACUGGAGACCCAUCUAUAUUAUAUGGGCUCGCGAGAUGUGUUCAAGUACACGGACGAGUAUGACGACCUCCUUGACCUUGCCGGUGAAAUGCUGAGGGCGUGCUCACAAGUGAAUCUACUAUGA